AUGGUAAUCAAUCUGCGGCUGUGGAAGGAGCGCAACAAAGACCGAGAGAUCCUCAAAUGGCUCAACCUCAAUCGCAAGAGUCCUGUGUAUAAGUACGGGUCACAGCCACCUCUCAUGCUCACCUUCUACAAGGAUUACGAGAACAUGCCGAUGUCUUGGAACUUCCGCCAUUUGGGCCACAAACAAACACUCAAAGACAGCGACAUCAGAAGAUCGCAUAUCAUCCACUACAACGGCCCACGCAAGCCAUGGAGAGGCAACGGCAUAGACCAAUACAGGAAGUACUGGACCAGGUAUUACCAUCCAUCGAAAGAGACGCACGAUUUGCUUGUUUGGGGCUUUGAAGAACUUCAGGAUUCGUUCCUGACGUCGUCACACAUAUCAUGCAACACCCGCCCAGCAUGUAUACAGGAGGCCACACGCAUGGGUGUACAGUCGUCGUAUGUACACUUUGAUGCCUGGCCCAAUAAGCCAAAGUACCUGCCCGCGCUGAUGGACUUCUUUGGCAGCAUGUGGGGGUUUAAGCAG
Sphaeroforma arctica JP610 is the source of this 528-nucleotide messenger RNA. RefSeq lists its product as hypothetical. The record is from RefSeq and is a predicted model, not a curated record. The transcript has 4 exons. Lineage: Eukaryota; Ichthyosporea; Ichthyophonida. The annotation marks the transcript as partial. Gene Ontology annotation, molecular function: polygalacturonate 4-alpha-galacturonosyltransferase activity.